GAGCCUGUUUGAAAGUCUCCGCCACACUUCGGCCACUUCCUGGAUGGCGGAAUGGAGAGCUUCCAGCGCCGCUGCUCCGUCUCUUGUGUUCUGGCGUGAAAAGCGUCGCGCGCUUGACUCCGCGCGCCUCCUUGGCUUUUUCGGCUUGGCCGCGCGAUCCAGUCCACUCCAGCUUCCACGCGCGCGCCGUCAUGUUUUUUAUACCCCGGGAGUAACGGCCGCGCCGUCUGAGAGGCUUUAAGAGAAAGAAAGAGAGAGAGAGAGAGAAAGAGAGAGAGAGAAACUGUUUCCUGGACGAACUUAAGAGAAAAAAUUUUUUUUUGGCGAAGCUUUCUUCUUGCGCAAAAAAAAAAACCACCAGCAGUUUACAGUUUGUUUGUUUGUUUGUUUUAGCCGUUGUUUGUUUGUUUUGUUUUUAAACCGGACGUUUUUUAGGAUAACUCAAGUCAACAGUUGCUCCGUGGCCGGUUGUCGAUGUGCGCGGUGCCAUGCCGAGGCUUCAGCAACCGGGUCGCUGCUGCUGGAUUCUGGCUUUAACGCUGGCAGCCUGCGCGCUCCUCCGGGCCCACGCGCAUCCCGCACUGUCCGGAGGAGAUCAGGUGGAACGGCAUGGCUGGGCGACCGGGGACAGACACCGCAGAGCUGCUGAGGAACCAUACUGGGCAUACUCAGGAGCGUACGGACCAGAGACGGGAUGGGCGUCGGCUUAUCCGGAGUGUCAAGAGAGGAACCAAUCACCAGUCAAUAUAGCCGACCAGGAUACCAGGGUCUCGAUGGAGUACCAGGAGCUCAUCCUGGACGGCUUUGAAGCGGAAUCGUCUAACAAGACGUCGAUGAAGAACACGGGCAAAACUGUGGCCAUCCUGCUGAAGGACGACUACUUUGUACAAGGUGCAGGUCUGCCGGGUCGCUUUAAAGCCGAGAAGGUGGAGUUCCACUGGGGUCAGAGCAACGGUUCAGACGGCUCAGAGCACAGCAUCAAUGGCAGGAGAUUCCCCGUCGAGAUGCAGAUCUACAUGUACAACUCGGACGAUUUUGACAGCCUUAAUGCAGCCAUCAGGGAGAAGCGGGUCAUCGCCGCUAUGGCCGUCUUCUUUCAGGUUGGACAGAAGGACAAUCCUGCAGUAGACCCUAUAAUCCACGGCCUGAGAGGAGUCGUGCAUCACGAAAAAGAGACCUUUCUGGAGCCUUUUGUGCUGAGGGACCUGUUGCCGUCCUCUAUCGGCAGUUAUUAUCGCUACGUUGGCUCUCUCACCACUCCUCCCUGCAGUAAAGUAGUGGAGUGGAUUGUCUUCAGCCGGCCCGUCUUCCUGUCCUACAAACAGUUAGAGGCAUUCUACUCCAUCUUCACCACGGAACAGCAGGACCAUGUGAAGUCAGUGGAGUACCUGCGCAAUAACGUCCGCCCGCUGCAGAGUCUGGACGGUCGGGAAGUGUACAAAUCCGCCGUCAAAGACGCCUGGCUGCCCUACCUGACCGACCCCUACGGCACAGAGUCCUCCAAAGCCUGCAGCAGUGCUCCCAUCAACAUGCAAGUUCAGCCUCUGAAUAAAACAGCCCUGGUGGUGCGAUGGUCCCGCCCCGAGAUCACCUACGACCCACCCAUCAUCAGCUACCUCAUCUCCUAUAGCUGGACCCGAAACGACGAGGAGUACGAGGAGACGUACGUCAAAGGCAGCGAUCAAAAACUGGAGGCCGUUAUCAAGCCAGUUUCACCAGACGUGCUGUAUCUCUUCCGAGUCCAGGCAGUGUGCUUGAACGACAAACGCAGUGACUUCAGCCAGAGCAUGCUGUUCAGAGCAAAUACCACCAGAAUAUUUGAAGGGACGAGGAUAGUGAAAACAGGAAUGCCCACGGUGUCUCCCGCGUCCUCAGCUGACAUGGCUCCCAUUAGCUCUGGCUCAUCCACCUGGACCUCUUCAGGUCUGCCCUUUUCCUUCGUCUCCAUGGCGACUGGCAUUGGCCCCUCCUCCAGCGGUAGCCAGGCGACGGUGGCAUCGGUGGUAACCAGCACUCUCCUGGCAGGGCUGGGCUUCAGCGGCGGCGUCAUCUCCUCCUUCCCCAGCUCGGCUUGGCCUAGUCUCCGCCCCCCAACCCAAACCCCACCCACCACAGCGGAACAGGCCCCUCCUACCACCACCCCCGAAAACACCCAGAACCAAGGCUCGGACGAUAACGCCGGAGGAGAGCAGACAGGCAAGGCCGAAGGUGAGGAAGGUGAGAGAGAAGGCGAGGAAGAGGAAGAGAAGGACGAAGAAGACGACAAAGGAGCAGAAGGUAAACCAGUGAAGAACGCUCCAGAUGACGUUCAGACGCAGGUGAACAGCUCAGCAGACCAGGAGCCUCCCACAACAGCGCCUGACUCCACCGCCAAGGAGAAAGGAAGAAGAAAGGACCAGGAUGAGGACGGAGCGAUGGAGUCCAAUGAACCACAGGACACACAGACAGAGAGGACAGAGGAUGAGGAGGAAGUCACUGUGACCCCCAGCACAGAGCCUGCUGUCCAGGGGAACAAAACUGUGGUGCUCCAGCCCCCAGAAGCCCCUCCGAAGGGUGGGAAAGGCAGCAUGGGAGACAGGAGUCAGUGGCCUUUCUCCUUUCAUACAGAGCGGACUGUAAUCUCCAAUAUACGACCAAUUCCUGGUUCAGGCAGGAUGGAGUGGAUCAUUCCUCUAGUCGUGGUGUCUGCCCUCACCUUCCUCUGCCUCAUCCUCCUCCUUGCUGUACUCGUCUACUGGAGGAGGUGUUUCCAGACUGCUCAUUUCUAUGUAGAGGACAGCAGUUCUCCUCGAGUGGUGCCCAAUGAGAGUAUUCCGGUCAUUCCCAUCCCAGACGACAUGGAGGCCAUCCCGGUCAAACAGUUUAUCAAGCACAUAUCAGAUCUCUACGCCAACAACCAGCAUGGAUUCUCUGAAGACUUUGAGGAAGUGCAGCGUUGCACAAGCGAUAUGAAGAUCACUUCCGAACAUUCAAAUCAUCCAGACAACAAGCACAAGAACAGAUACAUCAACAUCGUUGCAUAUGAUCACAGUCGAGUGAAGCUGAGGCCAUUAGCCGGCAAGGACUCCAAACACAGUGACUACAUCAAUGCUAACUAUGUGGACGGAUACAACAAGCCCAAGGCAUACAUUGCUGCUCAGGGUCCCCUCAAGUCCACCUUUGAGGACUUCUGGAGGAUGGUGUGGGAGCAGAACACAGGCAUCAUUGUCAUGAUCACCAACCUGGUGGAGAAAGGACGGAGAAAGUGUGAUCAGUACUGGCCGACGGAGAACAGCGAGGAGUACGGUAACAUCGUGGUGACGCUGAAGAGCAGCAAGGUGCACGCCUGCUACACACUCCGCCGCUUCACCAUCCGCAACACCAAAGUCAAGAAGGGUCAAAAGGGCAGUGUAAAGAGUCGUCAGAGUGAGAGAACUGUAAUCCAGUAUCAUUACACGCAGUGGCCUGACAUGGGCGUUCCUGAGUACACACUGCCUGUGCUCACCUUCGUCAGGAAAUCUUCUGCAGCACAGACACCUGAGAUGGGCCCCAUGCUCGUCCACUGCAGUGCUGGCGUGGGCAGAACAGGAACCUAUAUCGUGAUUGACAGCAUGCUGCAGCAGAUUAAGGAUAAAGGCUCUGUGAAUGUGCUGGGUUUCCUUAAACACAUACGCACACAGAGGAACUACCUGGUUCAAACCGAGGAGCAGUAUGUCUUCAUUCACGAUGCCUUGUUGGAGGCCAUACUGGGGAAGGAGACAGAGGUGUUGUCCAGCCAGCUGCACAGUUACGUCAACAGUAUUCUGACCCCUGGCCGGAGCGGCAAAACCCGGCUCGAGAAACAGUUCAAGCUGGUGACUCAGUGUAAUGCCAGGCUUGCAGAGUGUUUCAGCGCCCAGAAAGACUGCAACAAGGAGAAGAACCGCAACUCCUCCGUCGUUCCAUCGGAGAGAGCGCGUGUCGGCCUGGCUCCACUUCCUGGAAUGAAAGGCACCGAUUACAUCAAUGCUUCUUAUAUCAUGGGUUACUACCGCAGUAACGAGUUCAUCAUUACCCAGCAUCCUCUUCCUCACACCACUAAAGACUUCUGGAGGAUGAUCUGGGACCAUAACGCGCAAAUCAUCGUCAUGCUUCCCGACAACCAGGGGCUGGCUGAGGAUGAGUUUGUUUACUGGCCGAGUCGAGAGGAAGCCAUGAACUGUGAAGCCUUCACCGUCACGCUUAUUAGCAAAGACAGACUCUGCUUGUCCAAUGAAGAGCAGAUCAUCAUUCAUGACUUUAUCCUGGAGGCUACACAGGACGACUACGUGCUGGAGGUGCGUCAUUUUCAGUGCCCGAAAUGGCCCAACCCGGACGCUCCCAUCAGCAGCACCUUUGAGCUCAUCAACAUCAUUAAGGAGGAGGCCAUGACCCGAGACGGACCCACCAUAGUGCAUGACGAGUACGGAGCAGUAUCAGCGGGUAUGUUCUGCGCCCUCACCACUCUGAGUCAGCAGCUGGAGAACGAGAACGCCGUUGGCGUCUAUCAGGUGGCCAAGAUGAUCAACCUCAUGAGACCCGGAGUCUUCACUGACAUUGAGCAGUACCAGUACCUUUACAAGGCUAUGCUCAGUCUGGUGAGCACUAAAGAGAACGGAGCUGGUCCUGUGUCCAUAGAGCGAAACGGCAGCAUGGCCCUGUCUGACGAAUCGGACCCUGCCGAGAGCAUGGAGUCUCUCGUCUGAAGCUCCACCCAACACACACACUUACACACACACACUUACACACACACACGCCAGGAGGCGCUUAACUUACUUUGUAAAACUUCAAGGACUAAGACAGACUUUUUUUCUGAGGCCUUUUUUGCCAGAACUCUUGGUUAAACGAAUAACCCGAUUACUUUUUUACACUGAUUAAAAAAAAAAAAAAAAAAAAAAUUUUUGAUAUUUAUUUUUUUUUUCCUCGCCAUUUUAUGUCUUAAUGUUAUCCUACUGAACAUUUGCACCUCUGUUUUCUUUUUUUGAGUUCACGACAACAAACGAAACACACUUCUGUCUAGUUUGCACUAUGAAAAUAUCAGUGUUACUGCCUACUUCAAGUCCUACGCUCUCUUAUCUUUUCAUUACAUUUAUUUUUUUAUUUUUAUUUUUUGGAUCAUUUCCUCCACAGCCAGGUUUUGACAUUCCAUCACGAAGAUACACAGCUUGGGGGGGAAAAAAAAAAAACGAUUUAACGAUUCACUCGUAUAUAUAAAAUCUUCGGAAAAGGAAAACAGAAGUUCGUAAACCAUCGGGUGUCACCGACAGACCAAACUGGAUUACUUGCGCUUCAUUUCAACACCAUAAAGGAUUCCUUAUUUUUUUGUUUGUUUGUUUUUUGCAUUAUAUGCAUCUUCUAAGCCUGUUAGACUCAUUAACUUUCUGCAGGUGGUAUUAAAACAGCUACUGUGAACUUUAUUCUUUUUUUUUAUUAUUAUUAUUAUUAUUAUUAUUUUUGAAUGAUUCAUAUUAUGCUUUUAAUAUAUAUAUGAAUAUAUCGUAUCUCAUUAUAACUUGUGGUUUUGUAAAAAAAAAAAAAAAAAAAAAAUAAUGUUAACCGUCAUAAGCAACUGGUUUCUUGCAGGCUUGGUUCAAUGGUUUUUGCCUCACGCUUCUCGAUAGCAGUCCAUGUCCUCUCUAGCACCCCCUGCUGGUUUUCUUUCCUUUUUCUUACUCUGCAGGCUGCUGCUAAAUGAUCUGAUUUCGCUCGAAUGGGGAAAUCCUAGUCAUUCUCGCUUUACCUGUCGGUUAUCUCCUCUAUAAUUUACUCUCCUCCUCCGUCUUCUGCAUACGUGAUGCGCGUCGGUCAGGUCUCGAUGCCUUUUGUAAAGUCCGAGCUCAUCUCUGCAGGUGUGUGUGUGACGUAAAAGAGUGCGUGUGUCGAUUUACUCAACGUUUAUAUCAGCUAUUCCAGGAGGGAACGCAAGACUGUACACGGUUCAUGUUGCUGACGUCCUGCCUCCGUGUCUCUCUUUCUUAUCACUUAUUUCAUGAAAAGAUCAAGAGAAGGGGCGUGUCUGUGGACGGUGUGUGUGUCGUGUCCGAGCAGCACAAUGAUGUCCUUUGUUAACACACCGGUUACCCAACAGCUGCAGGAGAAACGCUGGAUUUGUCAAGUUUUACCAAAGACUUCAACUCAACAUCUCAUUUCCUAUAGUGGCAAAUUUACAAUCUGUGUGUGUGUGUGUCAGAACGAUGUGUGUGUGUGAAUUUCAUGAGGCUGAGGUCCCAACUUGGUUCAUUUAGCACUUUUCCAAUUUGAUGAAAAAGAUCAACAGAUAAACAGAACACAGUUAAAAAUGCAGAUUUCUUUUCUUUCUUUUUCUUUCUAUUUCUUUUUCUGAAGGUAUAUGGAAAAAAAACACGUGUGCUUUUGCAAUGACAAGCUCAAGACUCUGAUACCGCGUCCUUAAAAAAGGCACCGACGUUGUCCACGUUGUGUCCUUUCCAAACAGAAAAAGACGAGAAAACAAAACUGCGUUCUUGAUGAUUUUUUUUUAUUUUUUAUCCGCCCCUUUUUCCUUUCUUUCUUUCUUUCUGAUGUCCAUCCGAUCUUCUUGUGUCGAGCCUUUGCUUAUAUGCUGCAAUUUGAACAGGAAUUUGUAUCUGUAUCCUCUUUUUUUUGUGUCUUUGAAUGUACAUAUAUAUAAAUAUAUUUUUUUGUUUUGUUUUGUUUUUUUUGGCUUGUUUGUCAAUCAGUUUCCCUCACAUUAUCCCCUGGUGUAUGUUGUUUAUAGAAUUUUUAUUUUCAUAUAAAGCCGUCUCAGAAUCUCAGCUCUCUGGAUGAAAAAGAACAAAAAAAGGGGAGAGAGAGAGAGAGAGAGAGAGAGAGAGAGAGAGAGAGAGAGAGAGAGAAAAAGAGAGAGAAGAGCCCAGUGGUUCCUUCACCGAGUGACUGACGUCUCAUGCCUCAUAUACCACAAGGCAGUGAUUGUGAUAUUCUCUUAUUGUUUUCCGUUGAUUGUUUUAUCAAUAAAUGAAUUUGUUUUUUCAUUCA
Messenger RNA from Hemibagrus wyckioides, 6993 nucleotides. RefSeq names its product protein tyrosine phosphatase receptor type Ga (gene ptprga). NCBI's taxonomy places the organism in Eukaryota, Metazoa, Chordata, Actinopteri, Siluriformes, Bagridae. The record is from RefSeq and is a predicted model, not a curated record. Gene Ontology annotation, biological process: protein dephosphorylation. Gene Ontology annotation, molecular function: protein tyrosine phosphatase activity; protein binding. The coding region runs from base 489 to 4703 and encodes 1404 amino acids. The transcript has 29 exons.